CCCUGCACCGCUUCCUGUUCCCCCACCUCGACCGCGCCUUCCCCGCGGUGAGUCUGAACCGGAGCCCGAGUGGGGCAACAGGCGUCGGAGCAUCGUCAACAGGAAGGAUAGCAUCUCCAGGAGAUUUCGCAGGUCGUCGCUGUACAGCCGGGACCGCAAGGUCUCCGAUCCGUCUCCGCCGGUGACAAUCAAGACGAGGAGGUUGCAUGUGCGCGAUUCAACGGUACGCGGCUCGUUCGUUCAGGGUUCGUCCGAGAGCAGGAGCACAGCCACAUACAGGGACAGAGAGGCAGAAUCGAGCCACUCGCACGAUAUGCCCGAAGUAGUGCGAGCCUCGGGCGCCGACGGCCCUUCCGAGGGGAGGAAGCGGGCGAAGAUGGCGCACCGGAAGAGUCUGAGUCAUGUCAGCCUGGGGAUCACGCCCUUGCCCAACCUCGUCUUCGGCCCCUCGCCCUCCCCGGUGGACAAUGUGAGCAUGGCGAGUACGCUCGUCGCUUACCCCGACUCGGACGAGUAUGGCGGGCCUUCACCUCAGCUGUUGCCGCCCCAUCCUCCUAUGCCUGUCCACUGCAGCAGCCACAGACAGUCGCACAAGCACUGGAGCUUACUCCUUUGCCGAAGAAGGACUCGCCGCUACCGCCCAUACGGAAAGACACGCGCCUCCCAACUCCGCCCAGGGACGAGCGGUCGAUGCGUGUGUCUCGGUCCCCUCCGUCUCCGGAGCCACCUCGCCAUCAUAUCCGCGAUGGCCAUCGCACACCGCCAGACACGGUAAGAAGCGCGUACUCGAGCUCUCUACCUCCCGAGAGUCUCCCGCCCUCACCUGAGGCGGACGCGCUGCUACUACGCUCUAUGCACUUUCACCCUGAUGAACAUGACUACGAGCAAUCGUCCCCGUCUCCGCCACUAUCGUCUAACCCGUUGCUUUCCCGGCCCACGUCCGCGUUCUCACCUAUACCGCCGCAGGUGGUCGUGCCUCUCAUCUCGCCAUCUCCCAUCCCGCCACAGUACCCCGCACCGACAAUAACGUUCCCGCCCGC
Trametes versicolor FP-101664 SS1 is the source of this 1040-nucleotide messenger RNA. RefSeq lists its product as uncharacterized. Lineage: Eukaryota; Fungi; Basidiomycota; Agaricomycetes; Polyporales; Polyporaceae. The transcript is spliced from 2 exons. The record is from RefSeq and is a predicted model, not a curated record. The coding region runs from base 516 to 827 and encodes 103 amino acids.